Molecule: messenger RNA, 828 nt
Organism: Aspergillus puulaauensis
Lineage: Eukaryota; Fungi; Ascomycota; Eurotiomycetes; Eurotiales; Aspergillaceae
Product: dodecenoyl-CoA isomerase
Exons: 2
Coding region: 1-828 (275 amino acids)
Biological process (GO): fatty acid beta-oxidation
Cellular component (GO): peroxisomal matrix
Source: RefSeq, a predicted model, not a curated record
AUGGCCGCAGAACAAGAUAUCACCCUCACUUACAAAGAUCGCGUCGCGAUCAUCACUCUCAACAUCCCCAAAAAGCUCAAUGCCCUAACCGGAGACCACUACUAUCUGCUCGGCGAGCGUCUCCGUGAAGUCGAUAAGCGCGAUGACAUUACUAUCACUGUCCUGGCUGGGAACGGACGGUUCUUCUCAGCAGGCGCAGACGUAACCUCCGCCCGCCCCGGCGCCGGCCUGGGAACCAACGUCCGCCGCGAACUUGUCCGCAGCUUCGUCGUAAACAACAUCGACAUAACAAACACCGUCUCACGGCACUCCAAGAUCCUAGUCGUCGCCCUAAAUGGGCCAGCCGUGGGUCUCUCUGCCGCGCUGGUCGGAAUGGCUGACUUCGUGUACGCCGCACCUCACGCCUUCCUCCUGACACCAUUCUCUUCACUCGGCCUCGUUGCCGAGGGUGGCGCCUCCACUGCAUUCGUAGAACGUCUGGGUAUCGCAAAAGCCAACGAAGCUCUUCUCCAAAGUAAGCGAAUUACGUGCGAGGAGCUUGUGAGCGCAGGAUUCGUGAACAAGGUUAUCAAGGCGCCGAGCGGGAAGCCAGAGGACUCGGAGGGGUUCUUGGGUGAGGUUUUGAAGGAGGUUGAUGAACGGAUGGGUGCGCAUUUGAGCCAGAGCUCAAUGAUCAGGAUUAAGGAGCUGAUUCGUAGGCCUGGACGGGAGCUUAUGGAUCGCCAGAAUACGGUCGAGGCAUUCCAGGGUCUAGAAAGAUUCCUGGCUGGUAUUCCCCAGGAGGAAUUCAGGAAGCUGGCUGCGGGGGAGAAGAGACAUAAACUUUAG